GGAUCCUUAUAUUUCCCAAAAGGCCAUUUUUGUCAUUUAAACAAAACAAAAAUAUUUCUCUCCGUCUCCCUCUCUGUAGUACUUCGAAAGAAGAAAGAAGAAAAAAGUAAAAGGAAAAAAAGAGUAGAGAGAGCCAAGCAAGCAAGCAAGCAAUCCCUAGAAUCAGUUAUUCUCUCCAGAAAACCCCCAAAUACGUUAUCUAUAGAUUUAGGGUUCAGAAUGGUGGAUUCAUUACCUAAAGGUAUGAAAUUACUAUCCCAACUCAUAUAAUUUGUGUGAAUUUAGGGGUCUGAGAAUCAUUUUCUCGGUCCCCAAAUAUAAUGAGCACCAAAUAUCUGCACACUCCAUUUUUAGGGUUCACCUUGAAUGGAAAAACCAACAAGAAUUCAUCAAUUGGAGGUAAGACAGGAACUAGGUCUUCAUCUUUCCCUAAGUAUAAAUGUGCAAAGCAAGACCAUGACAAGGGUCAUGGUAAAGGGCAAGGACAAGGGCCUUUGUUUUCACAUUUUGGUUGGGGAAACUAUAAUAAGUUUAUAUCAGGGGAGAAAUUGAGAGAUAGGUUGAAAAUGAACUGUAUAGAAGAACGAUUCUCACGAAGUAAAGCUCUAGUUAAAUCAUUAGUCCCGUUAUGGAAUGAAGGAUUGGUUUUAAUUAGAUGUUCUAUUUUUGUUGCGGUGAUUUCUGCAAUCGGAACGUUGGUAUGGUAUGGCCAGUUAAAAGCUAAGAGUGUAAUUGAAGCCAAGUUAUUGCCUUCUGUAUGUUUAGUGCUGAGUGAGUAUCUUGAACGUAAGGUUGAUUUUGGUAAGGUGAAGAGGAUUUCACCUUUGGGUAUUACGUUGGAAUCUUGUUCGAUUGGACCGCAUUAUGAAGAGUUCUCCUGUGGUGAAGUGCCUACUAUUAAAAUUCGUGUUCGUCCAUUUGAUAGUCUUAGGAAAGGGAAGAUUGUGAUCGACGCAGUUUUGUCGCGGCCGAAUAUAUUGGUUGUACAGAAGGAAGAUUUUACUUGGUUAGGGAUCCCCUCGUCAGAUGGUGUGUUCAAUAGGCACUCUUCAGCGGAAGAAGGGAUUGAUUAUCGGACCAAAACCAGGAGAAUUGCUAGAGAGGGAGCCGCUGUUAGUUGGGCCUCUGAAAGGAAAACUGCAGCGAAGGAAGCUGCACAAAUGGGGUAUAUUGUUCCGGAACAUGCUUCUGGUUCGUCAGCUGGUGAGGUUUCCAAGGAGGGUGUUGUUCAAUUUGAUGAUAUGACAAGCUCGAAUUCAUUUUUUUGCGUGGAUGAACGGUUGCAUAGGAGGGAUCAUAAUUCCAUGGAUCCAGGUGUUGAAUAUAGCUUGAAACAUGGGGAUUUGGAAAAAUCACUUGGAGUUGAACUACCUGGGUCGGGGCUCAAAUUAUGGUCUCGAAUCAUAGCCGCUCCUUUAAGGCGCAGAUUCAAAAGGAAGGGUCGUCAGAAAGAUAUCUCCAAGGCUUGUUUUUUAGCUAAAAAAAGAAAUCUUGAGCAUAGUGCUGUAGCUGCAGUUGCGCAUUUCCAGGGUAUAGAUGGUAGGAAAUCCAGUGUCCCUUCUCAGUUGGGAGGAGCACCUUCAUCUGGAAGCAGGGAUGCUGUCGAACUUGAAGCAAUUGUGUCGAAAGGUGGGGAUGCAAGUGAUUCAAACAAAAAGACAGCAAAUGAGCAUGAACCAGUUGUCACGAAGAUGGAAAAACAUAGCAAGUCAGGAAACUCUGGAAUAACUGCUGAGUUUUCUAAACCGGAUGGAAAGAACGGUUUAUUUAGAAAUAUGCAGGAUGAUCAUGGUUAUGCAAGCAAUACUAGUGAUACAACAAACAAGGCCCAAACUGAUAAUCUCAGCUGUACAACUGAUCCAUCUCUAAGUAUUGGAAAACACAGUACAUUAAAAUCAUCUAAUGAACAUAUACCUGGGAGUAGCACUUCUGCCGAAGCAGAGAAAACACUUAGUUAUGAUGUAACUGAUGGGGUGCCGAGAAUAUUUGACAAUGAGGAUAGUCAUUUCAACUCUAGAAUCAGGUCCAAAGGUUUGCAGAAACUGGGGUCUGUUGAAGAAAGAUCCGACGGCCACAACAGAUAUUCAUUCCUGGCUGCAAGUUCUGUAAAGCUUGGCCCCUGGGUAUUGACAAACCGUUGGGUUCCCAUUUGGCCCUUGAGCCUGAAAUCAGGAUUUCCCUCCUUUUCGAAGGAUUUUGGAGAAUUAUUAUCUAGUUAUUUGGGAGGUCAAAUGCAGAAGCUGAAGUCAUGUGUGAAUCUAAAACUUGAUGACCUUGUUGCCGAGCUUACUGAAGGAGUAGAAGAGAUCCAGCCUGUGGGCAUUGAGAAGAUGCUUCCAAUUACGCUGGAUUCUGUCCAUUUUUCAGGAGGAACACUAAUGCUACUAGGAUAUGGGGACGGCGAGCCUAGAGAGAUGGAGAAUGCCAGCGGACAUGUGAAAUUUCAGAAUCACUAUGGUCGUGUGCAUGUACAGGUGAGUGGGAACUGUAAGGAGUGGAGAUCAGUUACAACAUCCGAAGAUGGUGGGUCUCUGGCUGUAAACGUGUUUAUUGACACCGUUGAAGAUAAAUGGCAUGUCAAUUUGAAGAUCGCAGACCUAUUUGUUCCGCUUUUUGAAAGACUUUUAGAUAUUCCAAUCAUGUGGUCUGAAGGAAGAGCUAGUGGUGAGGUUCACAUUUGCAUGUCAAGAGGGGAGACUUUUCCCAAUAUUCAUGGUCAGCUUGACGUAAAGGGUCUGGGAUUUCAGAUUUUCGAUGCUCCUUCAUGUUUUUCAGAAUUAGCAGCAAUUUUAUGUUUUCGUGGUCAACGAAUAUUUCUACACAAUGCUAGGGGUUGGUUUGGCGCUGUUCCUGUGGAAGCUUCUGGAGAUUUUGGAAUUAAUCCUGACGAUGGAGAGUUUCAUCUUAUGUGUCAGGUCCCUAGCGUUGAAGUUAAUGCUCUUAUGAAGACCUUCAAGAUGAAGCCUUUGUUGUUUCCGUUGGCAGGUUCAGUAACUGCGGUCUUUAAUUGCCAAGGCCCCUUAGAUGCUCCUGUAUUUGUGGGGAGUGGGAUUGUUUCGAGAAAAACAAACUACUCAGCUCCUGACUUCCCAUCAUCCGAGGCAGCUGAGGCUAUGAUGAAGAGUAAAGAGGCUGGUGCUGUGGCAGCAUUUGACCGUAUUCCAUUGACAUAUGUGUCAGCAAAUUUCACUUUCAAUACCGAUAACUGUGUUGCUGACUUGUACGGAAUCAGAGCCACCCUUUUGGAUGGUGGUGAAAUUAGAGGUGCUGGAAAUGCAUGGAUCUGUCCAGAGGGUGAAGUCGAUGACACGGCAAUGGAUGUGAACUUUUCUGGAAAUUUGUCGUUCGAUAAAGUUAUGCAUCGAUAUGUACCAGGUGAAAUUCAGCUGAUGCCUCUCAAGAUAGGGGAACUAAAAGGAGAAACCAAACUUUCUGGGGCGCUUUUGAGACCGAGAUUUGAUAUCAAGUGGGCUGCCCCAAAAGCAGAAGGAUCCUUCACUGAUGCACGUGGGGAUAUUAUUAUUUCCCAUGAACAUAUUACUGUCAAUUCGUCAUCAGUUGCUUUCGACUUAUAUACGAAAGUUCAAACAUCUUACCCCGAAGAAAGCCGGUUAGACAGAAAACCUGAUGAUUUUAAGAGUGAUGUACCCUUGACCAUUGAGGGAGUUGAACUGGACUUCCGUAUGCGUGGCUUUGAGUUCUUCAGCUUGAUGUCCUCUUAUACUUUUGAUUCUCCAAGGCCUAUGAAUUUGAAAGCUACUGGAAGGAUCAAAUUUCAAGGAAAGGUUGUCCCCAUCUUUGUUUCUAAUACUAAACUGGCAGCAAGUGACGAGAAUGCAAGUACUCAGAUGAUGGACGAUGCAGAGGAAACUGGUCUUGUUGGAGAGGUUUCCAUCUCCGGUAUCAAGCUAAAUCAGCUGAUGAUAGCACCUCAAUUGGUUGGAUCCUUGAGCAUAUCACAUGAAAAGAUUAAGUUGGAUACCACAGGGAGGCCUGACGAGAGCUUGGCAAUGGAGAUUGUUGGUCCUCUACUCACUACAUCUAAGGAAGAGAACUUGCAAAAAGGAACAAUGUUGUCCCUUGCUAUUCAAAAGGGUCAACUUAAAGCCAAUGUCUGCUAUCAACCUCAAUAUUCAGCUAAUGUUGAGGUGAAACAUUUACCGCUUGAUGAGCUGGAGCUGGCUUCACUAAGAGGAACAAUACAAAGGGCCGAAAUCCAGCUUAAUUUUCAGAAAAGGAGGGGUCAUGGAAUGUUAUCUGUACUUCGCCCAAAAUUUAGUGGUUUACUCGGUGAAGCCCUUGAUGUGGCUGCUCGGUGGAGUGGAGAUGUUAUUACCAUUGAAAAGACUGUUUUGGAACAAGCCAAUAGUCGAUAUGAGCUCCAAGGAGAAUAUGUAUUGCCUGGACGGGAUCGUCACCCUACUGGAAAGGAGAGAAGUGGCCUGUGGGAAAGGGCUAUGGCAGGGCAUCUGGGUAGUGUAAUAUCUUCAAUGGGAAGGUGGCGGAUGAGACUAGAAGUUCCUGGAGCUGAAGCGUCUGAGAUGCUUCCACUUGCCCGACUUCUUUCUCGGAGUACAGACCCUGCUGUUCUCUCUAGAUCAAAGGACUUCUUCAUUCGCAAUUUGCAGUCGGUGGGAUUAAACGCAGGGAGUCUCCGUGACUUGCUGGAGCUUGUACGCAUAGAUCAUGCUCCAUUGGAUGAGGUUAUUCUCGAAGAUAUAAGCCUUCCAGGCUUGGCUGAAUUAAACGGCCAUUGGCGUGGUUGUCUUGAUGCUAGUGGUGGAGGCAAUGGAGACACGAUGGCCGAUUUUGACUUCAGUGGGGAGGAUUGGGAAUGGGGAACCUACAAAACCCAGAAAGUUUUGGCUGUAGGUGCAUACAGCAACAAUGAUGGUCUUCGCCUUGAGAAAAUGUUCAUUCAAAGAGAUAAUGCCACCGUUCAUGCUGAUGGGACUUUGCUGGGGCCAAAAUCAAACCUUCACUUUGCUGUUUUAAAUUUCCCCGUCGAUCUGGUCCCUACACUUGUGCAAGUCAUUGAAUCUUCUGCCACGGAUGCCUUACAUUCAUUGCGGCAACUAAUAACACCCAUUAAGGGUAUAUUACAUAUGGAAGGGGAUCUGAGAGGAAGUAUUGCGAAACCGGAAUGUGAUGUUCAAGUGAGAUUACUUGAUGGUGCUAUUGGGGGCAUUGAUCUUGGAAGAGCUGAAGUCGUUGCUUCCCUAACCUCAACCAGUCGUUUUCUCUUCAAAGGCAACAUUGAACCUGUUAUCCAAAGCGGUCACGUUCAUGUCCAAGGAAGUAUCCCGAUAACUUCUAUCCAAAGUAACAUGUUAGAGGAAGAAGAUAAAGAAAUUGAUAAAGGAGCAAUAUGGACACCAGGAUGGGCAAAGGAGAAAGAGUCAGUUGAUGAAAUUAGUGAAAAAAAAUCAUCAGAAGGUUGGGAUAUUCAGUUAGCUGAAAGUCUUAAAGGGUUAAACUGGAACAUAUUAGAUGCAGGAGAAGUUAGGGUUGAUGCAGAUAUUAAGGAUGGGGGUAUGAUGUUGUUAACAGCCUUAUGCCCUCAUGCCAAGUGGCUUCAUGGCAAUGCUGACAUUAUGCUCCAGGUUAGAGGUACAAUUGAACAACCAGUUCUAGAUGGAUCUGCGUCAUUUCACAGGGCAUCCAUAUUGUCACCAGUGCUCCGCAAGCCAUUAACGAACUUCGGGGGUACUGUGCACGUGAAUUCAAAUAAGUUAUGUAUCAGUUCUCUGGAAGGUAGAGUUAGCAGAAGGGGUAAGCUGCUUGUCAAAGGGAACCUUCCUCUAAGAACGAGUGAAGCCUUACCCAGUGAUAAAAUUGAUCUGAAGUGCGAGGUUCUUGAAGUAUUGGCAAAAAAUAUUCUAAGUUGCCAGGUUGACAGUCAGAUGCAAGUAUCUGGUUCCAUAUUGCAACCAAACAUUUGUGGAAUGGUGAAAUUGAGCCAUGGAGAAACAUAUCUGCCCCAUGACAAGGGUAGCGGAACUGCUGCCAUUAAUAGGUUGAAUUCAAAUCAGUCAAGCCUUACUACAGGAGGACAGAGUCGAAUGACUGCUUCUGGAUAUGUUUCACGAUUCUUCAGUUUGGAACCUGCUGCUUCACAGGCCAAAUCCCCUCCUCCUUCAGGAGAACAAGUGGAAGAUGAAGAGAAAAUGGAGCAAGCAAAUGGCAAGCCAAGAUUUGAUAUCCGUCUUACUGACCUAAAGCUGGUCCUUGGGCCUGAGUUGAGAAUAGUGUAUCCAUUAAUUCUCAACUUUGCUGCCAGUGGAGAAGUUGAGCUAAAUGGUGUGGCUCAUCCCAAAGGCAUAAAGCCCAAAGGAAUUUUAACAUUCGAUAAUGGUGAUGUGAAUCUUGUGGCUACCCAGAUGAGGUUAAAAAAAGAGCAUGUAAAUAUUGCUAAGUUCGAGCCUGAUCUUGGGCUAGAUCCCAUACUAGAUUUUGCUCUAGUCGGGUCUGAAUGGCAAUUGCGGAUUCAAGGCCGAGCUAGUAAUUGGCAGGAUAAUUUAGUGGUGACCUCAACACGCUCCGUUGAACAAGAUGUCCUCUCACCUACCGAGGCUGCUAGAGUCUUUGAGAGCCAAUUGGCAGAGUCUAUCUUGGAAGGUGAUGGUAAGCUUGCAUUCAAAAAACUCGCAACUGCAACACUUGAGACAUUGAUGCCGAGGAUAGAAGGAAAGGGAGAAUUUGGGCAGGCUCGGUGGAGGCUAGCAUAUGCCCCUCAGAUUCCUAGUUUGCUUUCUCUUAAUCCCACUGGGGAUCCUCUCAAAUCACUUGCGAAUAAUAUGUUUUCUGGUGCUGAAGUUGAGAUCCAUCUUGGGAAACGACUCCAGGCCUCAAUGGUGAGACAAAUCAAGGACUCGGAAAUGGCAACUCAAUGGACGUUAACAUAUCAGCUUACAAGUCGUCUACGUGUGCUCCUUCAAUCUGCUCCAUCCAAACGCCUCCUGUUUGAAUAUUCAGCUACAUCUCAGAACUGAUCCAGAUCAUCUGUCUGGUAAAGUUGGAAGCAACUCACAUUUUUCACCAGGAAAGGAAUGGCUCGAAACAUUUUGGGGAUUUGGGUCCUGUAAGUGCUCAGUCAAUCUCGUGUACAUUAUGGACUUACAGAACAUACAUCUUGUUCAGUUAAUCAUUUUGAUUGUAAAGUUAGAUGCUGUAAAUAUGAAAAGUAUCCAAGUUACUCUAGUGGUAGAAGUAAUAGUAAUAGUAGUAGAACAUUCUUUUGCUCAGUACAUACCGAGCUUGUCUGUAUCUGUAAGCUCUUAAAAUCAACUCAAUCAAUUCUUUCUUUAUAAAGAACGCUGUUCAUUAGGUUUUUGUUGCA
Papaver somniferum (opium poppy) is the source of this 7339-nucleotide messenger RNA. RefSeq lists its product as uncharacterized. The transcript has 23 exons. Gene Ontology annotation, biological process: protein secretion. Gene Ontology annotation, cellular component: plasma membrane. NCBI's taxonomy places the organism in Eukaryota, Viridiplantae, Streptophyta, Magnoliopsida, Ranunculales, Papaveraceae. The record is from RefSeq and is a predicted model, not a curated record. Bases 321 to 6992 code for a protein of 2223 amino acids.